CGAGAAUCGGCCCAGGUCGGUCACGUUAUGUCUCCGGCGAGCGCGACCAAACACGCUCACGACGAACUGCUUUCGCUCUCAGGGAAAUGAUAUUAAUAUCUGUUACCUUUCCUAUGUGAUGUUUACGAUACGAGUGCUGAGUUAGAGUUACACGAACCGCAGUGAUACGAUACAGUCGGUGAAGCAAGAAAGUGACACGGUGUGGCCGAGACGCGGUUUUGAAAAAUAUCUGCCUCUAAACGGUAUUUCGAAAGCGCAUCUGACUUCGCAGGCGACCUCCGCACACAAAUCGUGAGACGGCGCCCGCAAAACCUCGUUCGUGGAACGUUUGCGGCUUUCAGUAACACGAGUCGCGUUACAAAUUCCAAGUGGUGCAAUACACAAUGCAUUAUCACACGCGUACGCGACAUCUCACUCGACGAAAUAAACGAAACAUAUCCACUUGAAAACGGAAGCAAACUGAUUAAAGCUGCCGAGGAGUUCAUUAUGCGUAUUGAUAGAUCGUUUAAGCGAACUGUGCGUUGAAUCAGCCCCAAUUCGGGCGCCACUAUUCGAUACGAUUAUAUCGCGGACGUGUGUAAGAGUGCGCGUGUGUUUGUAAGUGUGUGGUAUGCGCUCGUGUUAAGGCGUGACGGCGCCCGCGCGGCUGCCAUGGGCGCGGCGCGCCAUGUCUCAGCGCACGCGCCCUCUGCGGCUGCUGAUCGCUGCGCUCGCGCUGGCGUCGUGCGCCGCGGCCCCCGCGCCGGAGCCGCGCGCGCAGCGCUCCGCCAACCUGUCCCACAUUACGGGCACGUCCCGCACAAUACAGAUGUUCCUCAAGAACCGCUAUCUCCAGCUGAUGCCCGAUGGCACCGUCAACGGCACCACAGACGUCAACAGCGUUUACACGAUACUUCAGCGUGCGACGUACAAGGUCGGCCUCCUGACGAUCCAGGGGGUGUCAACCUGCCUCUACCUCUGCAUGGAUGCCUGCGGGUUCCACUACGCUAAUAAGGAUCUCUCGGACGACUGCGUGUUCGAAGAGCAUAUAGAGGAGAAUAACUACAACACAUACUCGCGUAUCCGGGGCGGGAAGAAAACGUUCCUGGCCCUCGAUAAUAGGGGGAGGGCGCGACGCACCCAGAUCCCGGUGAGCCGGCCGCUGGGCAACCUGUCCGGGUACGCGCUCACGCUCACCACGCGGUGGGACGGGUCGCGACAGACUCAGUGCCCGCCUCGCCGGCACCGCGGCAAGCUCAAGCGGCCGCCGCCCUUCCACAGGAACUGCCAGCGUCGCGUGCAGAAACAGAACCUGCGGAAACGGAAGCACAAAAAAGCGAACGAUCCGAAGAAGAAGCAGCGGCAUCCGAAGGCUCGCAGAAAACACGAGAACGGCACGACGACGACGACGGACGUGAGCUGGGACGAGUCCACGAUGUCGACGAUGUCCACGACCGACGCGGAGUUUUUUCGGUCGGCGACCGCGCAGGAGGCGGUCGCACACGCGUGAGUCUCCUCGCGCUCGGGGCUGCCGUGGCGCUCGCACACUAGCACCGUUCCACCCUUACUCGUGCAAGAAUCUCUAUCAUUCCCUUCGACUUCGAUGCUAUUCGACACUAAAUGCCAAUUGUAAUUUUGCGUCGCUUCCGACUCGAACCGCUAUGACGCGUUUAGUACUUUAUCCUUCUCAUAAAUAAUGUACUUUAAAUACUCAAUCGUAGCAACGAACAAGCCCAUUCGAUUCGACGAUUAAAAGUAACGAAUGAUAUUAUUCUACCAAAGCUGAAAUUAUCUAUCUCAAUUUGUAUUCCUAGUUCGCUUUAAAACGUAGGUUUAUCGGCAAGAUUCCAAUUGUCUUAGUUAUCAUGAAAUUAUAAAGUUAAAUGUUAUCGAUAACUUGAUGAGUGAAAUGAUCGAACUCGCUUUGACGGGAGGAGAUUAUCGUUUGGUAAGGUGGAACCGUGUUAGAGGAGGGAGGGCGUUCCUGCUCGCGUCGGGUCGCAUCUCGCCUGAACACAAACUCAAAAGUUCCGCGUCACAAGCACGCACGCGAUCUAUUUCGAUCGUGUCAGUGUGUUUGUUAUUCGUAUAUCAACCGAGUCAAUUUCCUAGCCGACCUUUAAAUUUUAUAUAAUUACGUCUAAUAGUUCCGUUAAUGGAUGCGAUGCGGCCGUCGGGUGCCGUUAACCGAGUGAAGACAUCUAUCGCGACCGAAAAUCUUGAGCAGCCGUAACUUUCCACGUUUCGAGAACGCUUCGUCGUUGUCUAUUCAAAUGGUUAUCAGUUCGUGAGACUGCUCUUCGUCGCUGAUGUGAAUGACAGUGCAACACCUCUUCCGUUUCGAAAUAUCUCGAUUCGCAUGGAAAGUUCUCAUGUAAUCGAUUUGACACGAGCAGGAAUCGUAGUAAGCUUUUGUACUUAGAGGGAUGUGUUGGUGUAAUUUCAUAAGAAAUUGACUGAAAAAUAUGACUGAGUAAUGUAGGCACUGUCGGUUUUGGAGUAGGCUAUGAUAGGGUAAUGUGCGGCGGACGGCAUGCUUCUGUAUUAUUAGGUAACGACCCGAGGCGGGCGGGCUUGCGACUUCGAUCUUUCACUGGAAAAUUUCAAUAAUCCCGUAUCGGCUGCAUCGAACUGGUUUCGGCUAGAUCGAACCAUUGACCACGGGCUUCAGAUUGCGGGCCACGUGGACCGCGGCACCGCUCGCCUCGGCCGGACAAAAUUGAAUUAGUGAUAAUCAUUAAUGACGAUCAAGUGACUAUUAGUAGGUAGAUAUAAAAACGUGUAUCUAAUUUGUAAAUUAUUUAUUUUAUUUUCCAUAGAGAAAGUCGUAUUUUGUUAACGUUUUAGUUGAUUUUUUUUAAUUUCUUGUCCCUAAGUUCUAUCCGAUGUAGAUGUGUAGGAUGUCAUACGCUUGUACUUUUAGUGAGCCUAUAAUGUGUAUUAUAUUUAAAGCUCCGUUCGGCGACGACAUGUGCUGCCGGGUGCCUGUGCCGGCGGGGCACGCACAGGUGGUCGCCGAAUGGACAAUAAUUACGCGGUUACAUUCUCUUUAGUGAUUUCCCUCGCAAACUUGUUAUGUGCAUAUGUUUGUAUCUAUUAUUGUCUAUUAAACUGAAUCAGCGGACUUUCGAUUCAAAGAAAACUACAAAUGUAAAAAAAACUGUCAAAUUCACUGCCAGUCAUUCACAGGGUUACCAUAACAAUAUUCGUUAAUAACUUUCGAACGUCGUUAAGUUCAAAAGGUUAUAACAGCAUCAUAUAAUGUACUUCAUAAUAUACAUAUAAUAUGUCCAUUUAAAAAAUAUAUCAGUUCUCGAUUGCUGUUCGCUGAUUUCAGGAAGUCAAGAAAAAAAUGUGAAUGUGCAACAAGCUUUAUAAUUGUACCUACGUGUGUAUGUUGAGCGAAUACUUCGAAUUAAUUUAUGAUAUAUUUUAUUGUAUAAUGUCAUGUGAAAACGACAAAUCUGUACAUAGUAAAAGAAAGCAUUUACUCAAAUCAUUAACAACUGCUCGCGUGUCGAUUUUGUCAUUUUCAUUCGUAAUAAAUUAUUCGAGUUUGUUAUCAGUUAUACCUGACGCGUUAUUGUAUUGUAGAUAAAUUGAAACCGAUCGAUAUUUAGAGGUAGCAGCAGUAUUUCGGUAUUGUGAAAUUACUCCAUAGCAGUACCUAGUUUUAUAGUUUUUUAUUGUAUAGACGUUGUAAGAAAAUUGUGUAAUUUAAAUCUAUCUUUAACCUGGUUAAUCGAUUCCUAACCAUUUUACAGGCUAUUAAUUAUGCACGUAAUCGAUUUCACUAUACUCGAUUUAAACUCGCUUCAUGUCGCUACUAUCGUUUCGGGUACAGUGUUAUUCGGUAAACAGUACCUACUUGUCGUUUUGUAAAAUAUGAGUUAAUUUUAUGUUAUUUAUACGCAUGUGCCAUAAAUACCUACUCGUAAUAGUUGUACCUACCGACUCAGAAGAUUUUCUUGUCCAAUUUUUGUUUCGCACAAUUUUAACACGAGGGAAUGGGACGGCCGAACAGGAGUCAUAAAAACAUACAUUGUCUUAAAUACUCGUUCGUAGUAAGAUUAUGUAAUUGAUUCAUUAUAUACGAAAAAAAAAAACUAUGUAAUUUAAACACUUUUUUUAAUUAAAUAGGAAAAAAUUGUUUUAAAAUAAAGUUAUCGAGCAAUAAGAUUCUAUACAAAAUGUAGAUAAUGAAUGUAAUGAAUUUAUAAUUGCAGAGUGCUAGAGGAAUGCUUUUUAAUCUGUUCCCACCAAUGUACGGCUCCUAGCGCCCCAAUUUUCCCCUAGAACCGAAACGGGAACGUCAAAUGGGGUUUAACAGUAUUACUUAAUUAAUUUCGAUACCUUUACAUUUUUACAAUAAUUAUUAUGUAUUCGUGUUAACGCAGUCAGUGUACAAAGUCGAAUACUGCCUUUAAAUUAAUCGUUAUCAAAUCAUAAGACUUUGAACGUCGAAAUUCAACCCUUUUAUGUAGUUUUACCAAAAUAAAGAUUGAUCGAAACUUUUAGACAAUAACUUUUUACAGCCUCUUAUACCGAAAGAUAAAUAAAAUGAUUCUUAAAAUA
Vanessa atalanta (red admiral) is the source of this 4554-nucleotide messenger RNA. It is a transcript of the gene bnl, whose product is annotated as fibroblast growth factor 3. The transcript has 5 exons. Gene Ontology annotation, biological process: regulation of cell migration; positive regulation of cell population proliferation; animal organ morphogenesis. Bases 668 to 1489 code for a protein of 273 amino acids. The record is from RefSeq and is a predicted model, not a curated record. Gene Ontology annotation, cellular component: cytoplasm. Lineage: Eukaryota; Metazoa; Arthropoda; Insecta; Lepidoptera; Nymphalidae. Gene Ontology annotation, molecular function: growth factor activity; fibroblast growth factor receptor binding.